Messenger RNA from Empidonax traillii (willow flycatcher), 562 nucleotides. Its product is annotated as stannin. The annotation marks the transcript as partial. The transcript is spliced from 3 exons. The record is from RefSeq and is a predicted model, not a curated record. Lineage: Eukaryota; Metazoa; Chordata; Aves; Passeriformes; Tyrannidae. Gene Ontology annotation, cellular component: mitochondrial outer membrane.
GCGCUGUCACGGGCGGGAGGGCCGGGCCGAGCGGGCUCCUCCCGUCAGCUGUUGCUGCCCGGGCCGCGCUUGGCGCCGCCCGUUCCCCGGUAAAAGGCGGCGGCGCGGGCGGGGAAGGAGCUGCUGCGGCCGCGGCGAGGCCGGGGAGGAGCGAGAAGGAAGACUUGCCAGACAAGACCCAAGACCUUCGCUUUUCUAAUAAGGUGAUUCUGAAACUGUGUAGACAGCUGCUACCCUGAGCUCCUGAGCUGCUUGGUGCAGGAAUUCAAAGAUGCAGCAGGACUGACAGUGAGGACAGAAGGCUCUCCCUGAAGAAGUACAGAGUGUGAGCUCCUGGCCAUGUCUAUCACAGAUCACAGCCCCACCACAGGCGUGGUGACUGUGAUCGUGAUCCUGAUCGCCAUCGCGGCGCUGGGGGCCCUGAUCCUGGGCUGCUGGUGCUACCUGAGGCUGCAGAAACUCAGCCAGUCUGAGGAUGAGGAAAGCAUUGUGGGCGAGGGAGAAACCAAAGAGCCCUUCCUGCUGGUGCAGUACUCUGCUAAAGGACCCUGUGUGGAGAGGA